GUACCAGAGUUGAGAUAAGACUUUCUGGGAAACGUAGCUUGGUUGGACGGCAUUCCAUUUAGAAAUAGCCAUGUGUGCUCAGCAGCUGGGACUUUCUUUAACGCUCUAAGAAACGUGGAUAUAUAAAGUCAGCCUUGUAAGAUGUCCCUGAUGGCCACAUCUGCCUGCCGGUCAUCUGUGUUUACAUUUGAGUCUACAGUGCAUUCCUCACAUGUGCUGCGCUGCCUGGACGAGCAGCGCAAGCGAGACACAAUGUGUGACGUUACCGUGGUGGUGGAGGGUCACAGUUUCAGAGCCCACCGCUCGAUUCUCGCUUCCUGCAGUGAGUACUUCACGCACAGGAUCUCCUCCCUCACACAGCAUGGAGCGGUCAUCACGCUGCCACAGGAGGUGACAGUUGCUGGCUUUGAACCCUUGCUGAAGUUUGCCUACACAUCCAAACUUCUCUUUGAGAAAGACGAUGUCUUAGAAAUUCGCAACUCAGCCUCCAUUCUUGGUUUCAGAGACCUAGACAAGGCAUGCUUUGAUUUUCUCCUCCCUAAGUUCUUCUCCAGCAGCAAGAGCCCUGCCCCUGUUCCAAGAAAGACCUGUUGUAAGAAGGAAUGUAAGAGGCAAUUGUCAAAGAAAGACUGUGUCAUUGACUCUGACGAUGUAUUGUUGGAUGAAGAAGAAGUAAAACCAGUUGCUGACUCACCAACUCAACAGGAAGUGGCUCGGCAGUGUAACAAAUCAGUGACCAGCAAAAUAGAAAGUAAAAAUGGUACAGGCACUCUUACACCUGUAGCUGAAGGCACAAACGACCGUUUCAUGCAGCGUCCUAAGUAUCGCAAGUUCCAGCUGGCUUGCAGUAAGGAAACGUGUUUCACAGAGAAAAGUCUGAACGAUCCCAUAACAGUAAUCAAGAAUGACUGUGACCUCCCGUGCUCCCCCUGCUCCAGCAGUGUAAACAGCAAGAAGGACGUUGAAUUACCUGGUAAUUCAACCUCUAUUUCCACCAGGCAGACCACAAGAGGGGCUGAUAACCCAUGGAAAACUGAAAUACAUGACCAGAAAACAGGGGAUGACAGGGGAGCAGAGGUUUCUAUGAUUGAGAAAGACACACAUGAAAUGCAGAGAAAAUGGAAUAAUGAAAGAGAGAUGGAAAUGGAGGAAGACAUCAGCUCUACAGACAGAUCCAGUGUUAAGGCAGUCUCGUCAGGACGGAGCACAGAGCUGGGUGAGAGGUCAUCAGGGUUAAUGUUGCACCAUGGCCCCCUGACUCUGUCACCAGGACACAAAGGGUUCGUCAUGGACAGUACAGAGGGCAAGCAGGACUCUGGUGCACUAGCGCCAAGGUCCAUUCAUCAAAAAGCAGAAGAUCAGGUAGAAGCUGAGUGGGAAAGGGCAGAUGAUGAGAUAUAUUCUGGCUGGCAAGAAAGACGACAGACUGGCAGCGUGGAGAGAGUGACCCUGUCAAAUAAUGCCGUCGUGGAAAGAGAGGUGGCCGAGCACCUGGCCAAACAACUGGGGUCUGGCAUGGGCUUAUCUCAGCUGAAUUUCCAGGACCCUGAUGCAGGAAGUUCCUCUGAUACAGGGAGCGGACGGGCACAGAGCACAUCUUUAGAAUGGCUGAAAUUCAAUAACAUCAGCUCCACAAGCACAAGCUGUCCCGUUUACCAGGAGUUGGACCAGAGCAAAUGUUUAUGGAAGGGAGCAGAGCUGUCUGAGUGCGAGGGGGCGUCUCAGUCCGGUGUGUCAUCUCUCAACUCAGGGGAGGAUGGAGACUCAGACACAGAAACAGAAGGAGACAGUGAGUCCUACACAAGAGAGAGGGCCAGACAGGUGCAGUUGCCUUUCACUGUGGAGUGUAUUGUUGCUCUGAGCAGGAAUGACUUCCAACAGCUGCUGAAGCAACAGGUCUUCACUCAAGAACAGCUGGAGUUUGUCCACGAUAUGAGACGGCGCAGCAAAAAUCGCCUCGCAGCUCAGCGUUGCCGCAAGAGGAAACUAGACUGCAUAUAUGAUCUGCAGUGUGAAAUCGACAAGCUGAAGACAGAGAGGGAGAAACUAAUGAUGGAGAAGAGCCAUUUGAGCCAGAUGAGGUCAAAAACAUGUCACAGUGUUGCUGCGUUAUGCCAGAGGGUCUGCAACGAAGCCCGCCUGCAGCCAGAGCAGCUCCAGGUGUUGGCCCAAUACACCUCCCCGGACUGCCCUCUGUCGUCUUUCUUUCCUCACAUAGAUGCACUUCUUUCACAGCCUGAGUUGCUACUCCAGCCCCAGGCUUCAUUCUCGGCCUGUUUGGUCGGCUUUGAUAAGUACAUGGCGUCUGAGGAGGCUUCGUCCAACUUCCAAACAGAUACAGUUAGUGAUGGUCAACAUUCACUGUAGAUUCAGCAUAUUCAUUCCUACUUUGCAAAUGGAUUAAUAUACUUAGUUUUCUGGUUAAAGUGGAAUAGUACCUACUUACAAAUCAAGUCAGCCAGGGUGCAUGAUGAGAAUGUUGACCAUGUUAGCUUUGAGACAAUCACAACUUUAAUCAGAAAUCAAAGGGAACAAUGGUCUCUUUAUUUAUAAUGUGCUUCACUGCUUUAUUACCUCAGGAUAACGCACCUCAUCUUUAUACAUAGUUUAAUUGUUUAACAUUUUUAUAAAGCUUCUCAAGUAAUUGGUCAAUUCAGCAUACAAUACCUCUUGCAGACAGUGUUGGUUCACUAAGUGACGGUGCACUAAAACCAUGCAACACAACGAGCACAAUGUGCCAUGUUUACCUUCUGGUCAUAUGUCUGGCUAAGAUAUUUCUGACGGUCAUUGUGGUUGUCGCCACAGUGACACAGUUCUUCUUGGUGGCAGUCCGCUCUCAGAGCUCGGCUUUGACUCAAGUGCUGUCUAAAGAAAGUGCACCUUAGCAGAGUGUUUAUGCUGAACAUAAACAAAGCAGCUACACUUUUAGGAGAAAAGCUGCCUCACCCUGUGUGAUGAAAAUCAUUCCCAUCAUUUGUCCCACAUUAUGCGUCUGCCUUGUAUUGGUAUUGGACUCUUCUACGGAAAUAUUGUGUGUCCAGCCAAACUUGAUUAUCUUUAACACCCUUAGCUAAAUAAGUGUCAAGGGUCAAGUGAACAAUGUCGCAUUAACAUGCAGUACAAGCUCAUCGAUGUGUAUUUUUUUGUGUCUUAUAUACAAUCAACACCACGAUUAUGUUGAUUAAUAAGUUACUCCAUUUGUUGUAAAUCUUCUGACUUUCACUGAGAACAUUUCACCUAGUUUCUCCCUGCUUAUGGUAGAUCUUUGUCAGGACUCUUCACAGAAAACCAGUUUGCAACAUCAUCAUGAUCAAGUUUCACUGUUUUAUAUAUGCAUAUAUUUAUAGAUUUCUUAUCACCCAUGAUAAUCACGACUGUGCAGCUGGUCUUACAUUAUUUGUGUAAAUAAGAAAAUCAGUUAUACAUUGAUUGUAUGAGGAAAUGGUGAGUAACCACAUUGUGUUUUUGAGGACAAUGAGGUUUGAGGAUGCCUCACCAAGCCGAUUGCAGAUUAAUAAUUCAGUUGAUGCUAUUGCAUGAUAAUGCUGGUGCUUACCGCCCUCUAGUGGCAGUGCCUGUGUAGUCAAUAGACUGAGAGGUGUAUGCAGCACACAUUGUUCUACGACUGCAUUCCUUUAUUUUUAUUGCAUAAAAAAGGACUUUAUCUUUCUAUCAUAAUGUCCAAAUGGAUUCCUGUAUUUUUUAAGCAAAAGUGAAAAAGAGCCAAUGAACAUUGAAACAGAAAAUAAAAUGCUCAAAACA
This is a messenger RNA of Cyclopterus lumpus (lumpfish), 3762 nucleotides long. RefSeq names its product BTB and CNC homology 1, basic leucine zipper transcription factor 1 b (gene bach1b). Gene Ontology annotation, cellular component: nucleus. Lineage: Eukaryota; Metazoa; Chordata; Actinopteri; Perciformes; Cyclopteridae. The record is from RefSeq and is a predicted model, not a curated record. The transcript has 5 exons. Gene Ontology annotation, molecular function: RNA polymerase II cis-regulatory region sequence-specific DNA binding; DNA-binding transcription factor activity, RNA polymerase II-specific; protein binding. Bases 142 to 2367 code for a protein of 741 amino acids. Gene Ontology annotation, biological process: regulation of transcription by RNA polymerase II.